Messenger RNA from Cololabis saira (Pacific saury), 1570 nucleotides. Its product is annotated as transmembrane protein 60-like. Bases 167 to 568 code for a protein of 133 amino acids. NCBI's taxonomy places the organism in Eukaryota, Metazoa, Chordata, Actinopteri, Beloniformes, Belonidae. The transcript has 3 exons. The record is from RefSeq and is a predicted model, not a curated record.
CGGAAAUAACGGUCUGUCGUUGAGGGGGUUUUUCAUUAACGUUAAAGCCCCUCAUUGUGAAGGAAACAUGUCCACACUAACGUAUGGCACACGGGGAGAACACAGUGAUGACCAGCGAAUGGGAAAUACAAUAAAAUUCCUCUGAUGGUCGUGUUCGGACACUGAAAUGUCUCUGGCUCAAAGGGUCCUCUUGACCUGGGUGUUCACCCUGGUCUUCCUCAUCAUGUUGGUGCUUAAACUGGAUGGGAAGGUGCAGUGGAACUGGUUCCUCAUCUUCCUCCCUGUCUGGGUGUUUGACGGCAUCCUCAUCCUCAUGCUUACCAUUAAGAUGGCCGGCCGCUGCAAGCCUGGGUAUGACCCCAGGAAUGGCUCGCCGGACCUCCGUCUGCGCACUUGGUACCUGACUGCCAUGCUGCUCAAGCUGGGCUUCUGCCUGACGCUGUGUGCAAAGCUGGAAAAACUGGCCGACAUAAAGCUGACAUUUGUGUGCAUCCCUCUCUGGACCAUGCUGCUGGGGGCGCUGGUGGAACUGGGGCUCAACAUCUUUCCUGAAAGGAGAGAGGCUUAACAGCUUUAAAUUGCUCUAAACUUGUGAGGACAUGAGUUGGAAGAAGAUCAGCCCAUGACAGUGUGACUUUGGUGUAGAUUGUCUGCAGGAAAUUAAAUAAUUAUCUUAAGAAAGGAAAAAAAAAAAAAGAAAGAAAGAAUCAUUAAAAAUGACAAUCAUAGCUGCUCAGACCUCAGUCAGCUGUAUGGAGCUUCAGCAGAGCUGGGAUUCUGCUGAAGGUGUCAAAAGAAGAGCUGCUUAUGAGCAUCAAAAUAAUCACAAAUAUUCCAAAAUGACCUUUCAUUAUGAGAAACUACUGUGAAGCAAACACUGGAUAAAAGGACAAAAAAAAUCCCUGUACAAUAUAUUUUUAACUCAUUCUGCUCAUUAUUGUUGUUGAAUGAAUAUAGGAAACUGCUGCUCUUUUAAAAAGAAAAUGAGUUUAAGUAUUACACAUCUGCAGAAUUUUAACACAGAAUGUAAAUAUUGUUGUAAAUGCUUUAGAUAUGUUGUUGCAAUAUUCAUGCACACUGCUUCCUUUCAUUCCUGAGCUGUUCACGUAUUAUUUUUACCAGUUAACCAAUUAACUUUAAAUGACUACAGCAGGUUUUGCAGCAAGAGUGUACAUAAAAAUGAAUAACUCAGAUGACUUGAGCAGCUUCUGAUACUCUUUACCACAGGUUACCCCUAAGCCUUGCACAAGGCCCCUUUUGUACUUUGUAAAUCAUCACAUGUACCGAUAGAAUAGACUUGUCAUAUUAAGAUUCAGACGACAACUUUUAAUUAUUAAGCUAUAAACAUCCACACAGAGCUCUCUGGAAUACUUUCCAUCUGUUUUUGAAAUGUUUUGUCAAGUUUGUGUCAUAUUCAGACUGAUAUUUAUGACUCUGCAUGAAUUUAUUUUGCGCAGUUUAUUGAUUCCGAAAACUUUUGCCAUUAUUUUGCACUUUAUAAAAAAAAGGAAACAAUGUUUUAGAGUUGUAACAAUGUCUUGUAAUAAUAAAGGGGUUAAUUUAAGUCUGA